Molecule: messenger RNA, 5372 nt
Organism: Monodelphis domestica (gray short-tailed opossum)
Lineage: Eukaryota; Metazoa; Chordata; Mammalia; Didelphimorphia; Didelphidae
Gene: POLR3G
Product: RNA polymerase III subunit G
Biological process (GO): transcription by RNA polymerase III; cell population proliferation
Cellular component (GO): RNA polymerase III complex
Source: RefSeq, a predicted model, not a curated record
CCUGCCCAGGGCUGAAAAAGCCUGCUGUGUAGGGGGCGGGGCUUAGGGCGGGGCUAAGAGGCCUCAGUAAGCUGGAAUUUGAAUGCUGCUCUGGAGGGGGAAAAGAGAAGGGAGGGGCCCAGUUUUCUUGGAGGUGGAACCCUGCGACGGGGAGAAGCUACCCAGAAUAAAAGUUCUAAUGGCUGGAAACAGAGGAAGAGGGCGUGCUUCUUUUACCUUUAAUAUCGAGGCCAUUGGUUUUGCUAGAGGUGAAAAGUUACCUGAUGUGGUAUUGAAACCUCCACCUCUAUAUCCUGACACAGAUUAUAAGCCAGUGCCUCUCAAAGCAGGAGAAGCAGAAGAAUACAUGUUGGCUUUAAAACAGGAGUUUAGAGCAACCAUGAGAAGAACACCUUAUUUUAUGGACACAGAGGAAGAAAAACAAGAAAUUGAAAGAUACAGUAAAAGAUAUCUGAAAAGUUACAAAGACGAUGAUUUGGAAUGGGUACCAGAUUGGAGAAGACUUCCAAGAGAAAUGAUGCCAAGGAAAAAACACACAAAAGCAGGCCCCAAAUGCCAAAGGGCAAAAAGUACUGCCAAAGUUUCUACACUCAUUAGUACUGUGGAUGUAUUGAAAAAAAUUGAGGACUUGGAAAAGAAAGGUGAUGAAGAGAAAUCAGAUGAAGAAACUGAUGAGAAAGAAGGAGGCAAAGGGAAAAGAAAAGAUGAUGAUGGUGAAGAUGAUGAAGCAGCUGACGACCAGGAAGAGUAUGAUGAAGAAGAACAGGAAGAGGAAAAUGAUUACAUCAAUUCUUACUUUGAAGAUGGAGAUGAUUUUGGUGCAGAAAGUGAUGACAACAUGGAUGAAGCAACCUACUAGUGAUAAUUGUUCAGAUCAUUUUUGUUUAUUACAUGGCCUCUGACUAGUACUAGGCAAACUUAUUACCUCUUUUGUUUCUGAUGAGAAAUGAAGUAAGUAUUGUAUUCUUGUUCACUAUCCUGUGAGCAUUUCUUACUUAAAAAUUCCAAAGUCACUUUGAGUUUACAGAUUUGUUACAGUUUACAUCUUAGUUUGCAGGCCUUUCCUGUAAACACCUUUGCCUCAAUCAUAUUCAAAGAAAUUUUGCAAAUACCAUUUUGAUUUGAAUGUGCCUAAAGCCUACAAAUUAAUACUUGAACCAAGCUGCUCAUGUUUUUAACUACUGAUUUUUUGAAAAAUUUAUUGGUCUUCAUAAUGAAUUUCUUUAUCUUGGAAAUUAAUCUUACAUUGCACAUGGAGCACUUUAAAAACAAAGAAGUUUGAAAGUAGUUGGUAUUUUUGACCCUCUUGCAUUUAGACUGAUGGCUUUGUACCCUUUUAGACAUCUUCCAAGUUAGCUUUAAAGUUAAAAUGAAUUUUGUACAAGGAAGCAAGUAAAAGUCAGAAUUUUUAUAGUUCCCGACCUCAGUCAGAUGAAAUGAAAGAACAUUGAAUGAUAAAAAGAUGCCAGGGAACUUCUUUAUACAUGGCAGUAUAGGAAAUGGCUAAGGCUAAAAGUCAUUUUAUAAUUCUCAUCCAUGAACAGUUGGAUUCAGAGGAGAAAAAUCAGGCUAUUUUGGGAAACAAUAUUUAAGUAUUGUAAUAUAUAAGAAUAUGAGACAGUUACUCCAUAAGUUUUAUUCCUACAUAAUAAUGCAUCUUAGUGUGGAUGUUUAAACUCCCAUGCAGGUAUAAAUUCUUUGAGGUAGAUAAAGUCUGUUGAAUACUGCAUAGAACAUAUAAGCUGUAGAAUUAAUUAUAUUUGUUUACAUAAUGAUGUUGAAUAAAGCUCAGGAUAUCUUGAAAAUAAAAUUUACCUUUUUUCAGUAGAACAGCAAAAUAUACCCCAUUCUGCCUUUUGAAAACUAGAUUUUAAGGACAUUUCUUUGAAACCUCCAGAAUAUGAAGACAUUGUCCUCUGAAGACUGUAGUGUACUGUUUAGUGAUGGCUUUCACACUUCGAGAAUAAUCUGUGGAAAGUAUUAUUAGACAGAUAUAAGUGAUUUUAGAAUCUGUCUCUGACCAUAAUCAGUAAUACCUCAAAUCUAUUUUAAAAGCCUGUUGUAAAAAUUUUCUCCACUCACAAAUAUAAGCUUUCUCAGAAAUCCUAAUUUCUGAGUCGAACAUAAUUUUUAAAAAUUGAGGUCUUCAUUCUCAAAGACUGUGGUCUUUCUCUUUAAAAAGAAAAAAGAUUUUUAAAAAUCUUCCCCAUUCCAGGCAUCUGGGUAUCUCAGUGGAUUGAGAGCCAGGCCUAGAGACGGGAGGUCCUAGGUUCAAAUGUGGCCUCAGACACUUCCCAGCUGUGUGACCCUGGGCAAGUCACUUGACGCCCAUUGCCUAGCCCAUUACCACUCUUCUGCCUUGGAGCCAAUUGGCUCCAAGACAGAAGGUAAGGGUUUAAUUAAAAAAAAAAAAUCUUCCCCAUUCCUACUUCUCAUCCCUAUCAUUGUUACUCAACAAUAUUAUCUAGUCAAGGUGUCUGAAGCCCUAGAUUCCAUUUCUACCCUGAAGUAUUUGAUCCAUUCAGACAUACUGGGUAGUUCAGUUAAAUUUUUUUCUGCCUUAAUAUGAAUGAAUUAGUAAAACAAGAAAAAAAAUUCUCAGCAGUCAACAAACAUUUAGUGCCUGUAUAAUACCAGAUGUGGAAGACAAGAGACAAAAAUGAACCAUUGCCUACACUCAGGAAGCUCACAUUCUAUAUAAAGAGCAGGAAGGGAAUUUGGAGGCCACCAUCUAGUUCAAUCUCCUGAUUUUACCAAUGAAGAAACUCAAUCCCAGGGAAUUAAGUGAGAGAUUUUGCCCGGGGUCACCAUGGGCUUGAAAGCAAAGCAUACAGGAUUUGAAUUUAAAUCCUUUGACCCUAGAACUAAUUCUACUGCACCAAAUAUCUUUUAGAGAUCCAUUUUUUAAAUUACAGUUUUAUAACCUCUACUAAUAAAAAAAUGGAGUACCAUAGAAAAUAAACCAUUUAAUUGUCAAGUGGUGUAAUUUGAAAAACAAAUUUUGAUAUUUUUCUCACAAUAUACUGUUUUGGUUAUAAGAUCUUCCCUUUUUUCUAAUGGAGGAAAUUUAGAAGUUUACCUGCAUUUUUCUGAGAAUUUAGAAAUCAGUUCCUCUGGAAACAGAAUGCUAGUAACCCCUGGGUAACGGCAAAAUAGUGUUUUCAAUCCUGCUACUGUAGUAUCUUUAGACAUGAAAAUGGUGGCUAUUGUUAAUAAGAUGCUAAUCACUUCAAGUUUAAAGGAUUUAACUCAAAUGGGAAAUAACUAUUUUAAAUUCAAAAUGCCCUUUAUUUUUUUAAUGUAGAAAAUCUUUGAGUAAGCUGGAGCAGGCUGCAUUUUAAAUUGGACCUUUCCCAUGAAAUCAUUACUUUUUAUUUAUAAGACUUGAUUUAAUGUUGUGUGAAGAUCAAAGAAACUAAGGGUGUUCGAUCUAGAGAAAAUUUAAGUGAGACAUGGUUAGUUGUCUUCAAGAUCUUGAUGGUCUUUCAGAGUAAAAGGGAUUAGAAUUGUUAUUGGCCUCUGAGGCAGUAAUAGAAGCUCAUUAAAAAAUGAGUAGAUUGUCUCCAAAGAACAGGCUGCCCCAAAUAGAGGUCCACUAACAGAGACUGAAUAAUCACUUGCUGGGUCUGUUGUAAAGACAAUAUAUUUGUUCAGGUCCAAGUUUGGCUAGUUUCUGAGGUCCCUUCCAACUCUGAGAUUCUGUGCUUUGACAGUAAUUCCAAUAGAAUUAACUUAAUUUGUGGUUUCAUUAGUAAAGGGAAUUCCUGAGGAAGGAAACUCCUAUGGUUGGAGGCUGACAUCCUACUCCCACGUUGCCUAGGGCACUAAGAGGUUAAGUGAUUUGCCCCAGUAAGGAGUAAAGAGAAUAUACAGUUAAAUCUUGUUCCUGGAAGGAUAAGAUAUAUAAACCCACAAAUAUUUUUGUUGUUGUUCCAAGAUUCUCUAUAGUAAAAUAAUAUUUAAUACUUGGAAAAUUGUUACAUAUAGUUUAUAAAAUUAGUUGCUCUACUGAAGCCCUGCAGAUAACUACUGGCCUUUGGGUUAGAUCACUUUCCCAACUGUUUCCUCCUGUAUUGACUCUGCAGGUGAUUAAGUUAACCUUAUGAUCAAGGAAUCACUCAGGAAUGACCUUAGUAUAUUGCUCUUCUGCCUUUCCCCUUUGAAAAAAAAUUUUUUUAAGUCUGAACUUUAAAUUUAUUUCUAUAUGGACCCUCUGUAUUAAUGCAGAUCAGUAGGCAUCUUGCAAUUGAUGGUAUGUAAUGAGAUGAAAUGUGAAGCCCGGUCUUCCAGAUUCUUGAGGUUGGCUCUACCAACUCUUCUGUGCUGCCACUUUUCUUAUUAAUUCUUCAAGUAGGCUACUAACAUAAGAAAAGGAGACAGCAAAGCAUUUUCAGUUCUGUGGGUGCUUUAUUUUUAUAAGCUCUUGGUUUUCUAGUUUGAAUAAAAUAGUUUAUUUUACAAAAUAUGAAGUCAAUUCUGAUUGAAAGAAUGUGGUCAGUUUGGAGUCUUUAUUUGAAAAAACUUUUAAAAUUUGCUAUGCAGGAAGCUAAAAGCAGUACUUUAAUUUCCUCUUGUAUAACGCAUUUAUGUGAAUUAAGGAAAUUCUUGUAUUUUUUUUUGUCUAAAAAUUAAAUUUUCUUAAAAGCAAAAUGACCAGAUACUUUAUCCACACUAAAAUGCUUAAUAUAUUUUUGGGGAGGAAAAAAAAUAAAUAUACAUUUAAUGUAAUAGAGUGGUUCUUGUGGAUUUAUAUCUUUAUAGAAGAGGACCAUUACUUAUUAAUGCUCCCAUUUAUAUAGUGCUUUAAGGUUUAUAAAAUCACUUUACAUAUUUCUCAUUUGAUCCUCACAAUAACAUUAUGAGGUAGGUGCUAGUAUUUCCUUUUUACAUAUGAAGAAAGAUUAAAUGGUCAGAAAGAUUAAAUGAUAUGCCCAAGGUCAUAUGACUAAUAUAAAUGUCUAAGGCAGUAUUUGAAUCUCUGUCUUCCAAUUCUGUAUCUGUUCCACCAAGUUGCAUACUUUUUUCAUAUGGUGUUUUACAAUAUUGAAAGGACUUUUACAUACAGUGACUCAUUUGAUCUUCCAUAUAUGUGUGUGUUAGGCAGGGCAGGGAUUACUCUCAUUUUACUUAAGAGAAAGCUAAAACUCAUUUUUAAAUAAUUUUAAAUAAUUUCCCCAAGACCAUAGGGCUAGUAACUGGUGGAACAGUUUCUCAACUCAUCCUGUGCAUUUUCUUGUUUCUUUUGGUCAUUUUCUAGUUCUCUCAUCAAAGCCAAUUUUGAAUAGGACUUUUGCUACUAUAUUAAUAUAAUACAUUGUAAAAAUGAAAAAAUUGAACUUUAAAAAGGAUGGGUUAAAUAAAGUAUUUAAAAA